AUGGCUGAAUUUAAUGUUUCAUACAGGAAGGCUAUGGCAAUGUAUGUACCGCCCGAAACACCUACUUAUGUGCCAACUCAAUCGCCAAUGCCCCGUUUAGGUAAUUUAAAUAAGAUGCCUCAAUUGCCGGAACCUAUCCCAGGAACCACAAAUAAGUUUUUUAGCAAUAUUUUGCCGGUUCAGGAGAAUUCUACACCAGUUACUUACGCACAGGCCGUGUCAUCGAGCCCCAUUAACAAGAACAAACUGGACAGUCGGGGAGAAAAAUCUGUUCGAAAUGACACAACUAAGAAGAUUAAGAAGAGAAUUCAAGAACCUAAUUUAGAAGAGUAUAUACAUGACGGCAAUAUGUCGACAGAGUCUGAAAGUAGUGUAUGUGAUCAACCAGUGUCUGAACAAAACAAAAAAAAGAAUCGUAAUGUACAAUCUGAUAUUCCUUUCUUUAAUUUAUUAAGCCAACUUAAAAGUUUUAUCUCUAAUGAGAGUAAUGAGCCUUUAAAAAGUAGAAUCGAGAAUGUAGUGCACUUAUUUUUUGAAUGGAUAAUCACAUGGAUAUUUAAAAAUAUCUCGAACUUGUCUUUUUUACAAAAUUUACUCGGUAAUAAUAGGUAA
Molecule: messenger RNA, 612 nt
Organism: Parnassius apollo (apollo)
Lineage: Eukaryota; Metazoa; Arthropoda; Insecta; Lepidoptera; Papilionidae
Source: the annotation of a GenBank genome assembly